AUGCAGCCUCGACGGGAAUACCAUAUUGUUGUUUUGGGAGCUGGUGGUGUUGGGAAGAGCUGUCUGACAGCCCAAUUUGUACAAAAUGUUUGGAUUGAGAGCUAUGACCCGACGAUUGAGGAUUCAUAUCGGAAACAAAUAGAGGUCGAUGGUCGACAAUGUAUUUUAGAAAUUCUUGAUACUGCUGGCACAGAACAAUUCACUGCCAUGAGGGAACUAUACAUGAAACAAGGACAAGGCUUCCUCCUCGUCUUCUCCAUUACCAGCAUGUCCUCCCUACACGAACUCUCCGAAAUCCGCGAACAAAUAAUCCGCAUCAAAGACGACGACAAAGUCCCCAUCGUCAUAGUCGGCAAUAAAUCCGAUCUCGAAGAAGACCGCGCUGUUUCACGAGCACGCGCUUUUGCCUUGUCACAAUCAUGGGGCAAUGCGCCAUAUUACGAGACUUCGGCCCGUCGUCGCGCAAAUGUGAAUGAGGUCUUUAUCGAUUUGUGUCGGCAGAUUAUUAGAAAGGAUUUGCAGGCUUCGCAGUUGAGGUCGUUGGAGUUGCAGACGAAGAAACGCGAGAUCACCGCCAGUAGUACGCCGAAGAAACGGGGAGAGCGGAAGUCUCGACGACGAGGGCAGUGUGUGAUUAUUUAG
Messenger RNA from Talaromyces marneffei, 642 nucleotides. RefSeq lists its product as uncharacterized. Gene Ontology annotation, molecular function: GDP binding; GTPase activity; GTP binding. Bases 1 to 642 code for a protein of 213 amino acids. The transcript has 8 exons. Gene Ontology annotation, biological process: signal transduction. The record is from RefSeq and is a predicted model, not a curated record. Gene Ontology annotation, cellular component: plasma membrane. NCBI's taxonomy places the organism in Eukaryota, Fungi, Ascomycota, Eurotiomycetes, Eurotiales, Trichocomaceae.